UAGCACUAGUGGGGUUCAGCAGCCAGCAUGGCCACAGCUGCCUCCAGCCCCUACACCCUGCUCAGCUCCAGUCCCAUGAUCCACCCGGACAGCCAGGCCAUGCAGCCUGCGAGCCCCUACAGAGGACACCAGAAACUCCUCCAGAGUGAUUAUCUGCAGAGCGUCCAGAGUAACGGACACCCGCUCGGGCACCAGUGGGCGAGCAGUCUGUCGGAGGGCAGCCCCUGGUCGGCCUCCAUGGAGCAGCAGGACGUUAAACCAGGCCGAGAGGACUUGCAGCUUGGCAUCAUCCAUCACCGUUCCCCGCACGUAGCGCAUCACUCUCCUCAUCACAACAACCAUGGCAACCACCCGGGAGCCUGGGGAACUCCGGUGUCCCACAACUCCUCCAUCACCAGCGGGCAGCAGAUCAACAUCUACUCCCAGACGGGCUUCACUGUCAACGGCAUGCUGGACCACGGUGGCCUCACACCUCCACCCAACCCGCAGGGCCAAGGCAUGCACCCGGGCCUCAGGGACACACUCAGCCCCGAGCACAGCGACCUCGGUGGGCAUCACUGCCACGACCACUCCGACGAGGAGACGCCGACUUCGGACGAGCUGGAGCACUUUGCCAAGCAGUUCAAACAGCGGAGAAUCAAGCUGGGCUUCACGCAGGCGGACGUGGGUUUGGCUCUGGGCACGCUGUACGGUAACGUCUUUUCCCAAACCACCAUCUGCAGGUUCGAGGCUCUGCAGCUGAGCUUUAAAAACAUGUGCAAACUAAAGCCGCUGCUGAACAAGUGGCUGGAGGAGGCAGACUCGUCCACAGGCAGCUCUAGCAGUAUAGACAAGAUAGCAGCUCAGGGGAGGAAGAGAAAGAAGAGGACGUCCAUCGAGGUUAGCGUGAAGGGGGUUCUGGAGACGCACUUUCUCAAGUGUCCCAAACCCUCCGCGCAGGAGAUCACCUCGCUGGCGGACUCGCUGCAGCUGGAGAAGGAGGUGGUGCGCGUUUGGUUCUGCAACCGGAGGCAGAAGGAGAAGCGCAUGACACCGCCGGGAGAGCCGCCGCCUCACGAGGGACCGUAUUCACACAGCGGGAGCGCGGGAGACGCCUCCUCGUGCCAUGAUCUCUGACCGAAGCACCGGGAGGAAUCCCCCCCCACACACCCCCACCCCCUGACCCGGUACAGACUCUCGAGCGCAGGGGCGCGCGGUGGUACCUCCAAAAGCCCUUCCGCGCCUUGUCCCGGUACAGACUCCUUCCAGAUGCCUCCAGCACUGAAACACGACAAUAACAAUAACAGAGAUACCUGUUCAGCCUUCGUCAUUUUCUAACUGUCAUGAGGGCAUUAUUCUAUAGCGGCAUAUCAAACGUCACAUUUCAGAUUAUACCUUUUUUUGGAGCCCGCCAAAUUAUUUUCUACAUCACGGAUAUAAAUACAAAAAUGUGCCUAAUAACCUGCCAGCGCCUUUGGUUUGUGUCACCACUUCUCAUCAGCUCGAUAAUAAUGAUAAGAUGGGACUGAUGUUUUGUUUUGAUUUGUUUGGGCUUCACACACACACACACACAUGCACACACACACGCACACACAUACACUUUGCUUCUGUUGUUUGAUCAGUGGAGUGGAAACAAAUAAUAAUAAUAAUAAUAAUAAUAUCACUUUUCUUAAUUGAUUUGUUGCAGCACCACCAGAGGCCAUUUUUACUGUCCACCUCAUGCUUCCCUCGGGCUUUAUACGACGCUUUAGUUCUCAUCAUAUUUACAUUCAUUAUUUUUGUAACAUACUCGUAGCAGAUCUGUAAUUAUUUUUUUGCAUAUGCAAAUAUAGACCCUCAUUUUUCCAGUCGUAGAGGUAUUGCUACCAACAUAAUAGCACUUGGAGGGUUUGUUUUUAUUAUUAAAUUCCUCCCUUAUGGCCUGUAGCUUAUGAAGCCACACACACACACACACACACACACAUAUAUAUAUAUAUA
Messenger RNA from Larimichthys crocea (large yellow croaker), 1956 nucleotides. Its product is annotated as POU domain, class 3, transcription factor 4. Gene Ontology annotation, molecular function: DNA-binding transcription factor activity, RNA polymerase II-specific; RNA polymerase II cis-regulatory region sequence-specific DNA binding. The transcript has a single exon. Bases 28 to 1116 code for a protein of 362 amino acids. Gene Ontology annotation, cellular component: nucleus. Gene Ontology annotation, biological process: regulation of transcription by RNA polymerase II; brain development. NCBI's taxonomy places the organism in Eukaryota, Metazoa, Chordata, Actinopteri, Sciaenidae. The record is from RefSeq and is a predicted model, not a curated record.